Symbiodinium natans is the source of this 594-nucleotide messenger RNA. The record is from the annotation of a GenBank genome assembly. Lineage: Eukaryota; Dinophyceae; Suessiales; Symbiodiniaceae.
AUGUGGUGGCGCCUACUUGCUUUCUGGCGGCUUCGCUUGGUACCCGGGGUGCGCGCGGUAGCUGCUUGCUGCGUUUUGGCACUUCUCAUCCUCUCGCUUUCUGGGCAUUCGUUGCAAGGCCGUGUCGUUGUGGUUGGCGAUGUGCACGGCUGUGCCGAUGAGCUUGCGGAGCUUUUGGAGGUUGUCAGCUUCAACCGUGCCAGAGACGAGCUUGUCUUCGUGGGCGAUCUCAUCGGCAAAGGCCCCGCUCCAAAAGCAGUGGUUCGGCUCGCCCGACGGUUGGGUGCUGCGGCGGUGCAGGGCAACCACGAGUUCAACCUUCUCUCCUGGCGCAAGCGCGGUGCCCCUCUACCAGAUGACCAGAAUGUCAUCAGCGCACGCUAUGCUGAAACUGUGGCCGAGCUGGAGGAGGAGGACUGGGCCUGGCUGGAGUCCCUUCCUCUCCACUUGGUGCUUCCCUUGCCUCGGGCCCACGUGCCCGUGGUGGUGGUUCAUGCUGGUUUGGUGCCAGGCGGUGGCCGGGGCUGCUAUGUCUCUCUCCAACAGCAUGGGUAUCCAAGCGAUUCCUCUGGAUGGGUCCGUGGGAUGAGGUAG